Molecule: messenger RNA, 753 nt
Organism: Brugia malayi
Lineage: Eukaryota; Metazoa; Nematoda; Chromadorea; Rhabditida; Onchocercidae
Gene: Bma-prx-2
Exons: 3
Coding region: 1-753 (250 amino acids)
Biological process (GO): protein import into peroxisome matrix
Cellular component (GO): peroxisomal membrane
Molecular function (GO): zinc ion binding
Source: RefSeq, a predicted model, not a curated record
AUGGAAAUUACAGCAAGAGUUGCUAGUCUUGACCAUCAUAGGAUGAACAAAGCCAUACGCCAGGCUGCAGAAAAUAGCUUCAAGGAUUGGAAAAGUAAAUUUCCCUUACCAGUGGUCAUCAAAUUGGAAAGAAUCCAUAAUGAAGUUCUCUUAUUCAUCGAUAUGUUUCUAUGGUUUAACCAGCUAAAGAGAGGAUAUAACUUGGACCAGUUAUCUAAAUGGCAAAAAAUUGUUCAUUUCAUACUUUCAAUCCUGGCACCUUACAUGCACAACUGUUUGCUUUCCUGGUCUAGUCACAAUAUGAGAUGGAUAUAUAAGAUGACCGCUAUUUGUCGCCUAGCAAAUCUUUUACAACUUCUGCAUUUUUAUCAUAAAGGUGGUUAUCAGAAUCUUACGGAAAGAAUCACGCGCUUGAAAGUUGUGCCGAAAGAAACACUUGGUUUAUUGAAUUUCGAAACACUCAAUCGAAAACUCAUGUGGUGUGUAUUUCGAGAUCUUAUGGUUUUUUUGAUUUCACUCAAGAACUGUCUUUGGAAAACAACAAGAUCUAAAAGAGAUGAUGAACACGCAGAUCUAUCAGGAACAUUAUGCACACAAUGUCAACAGAGAGUUGUGAUACCGGUGAAGAAUAUUAGCUGUGGACAUAUUUCCUGCUAUACAUGUUAUCACAUCGAACCGUUUUGUGCAGUAUGUGGAAGCGUUACGAAAUCAGAUUGUUUCCGUUUUCUACAACUGUCGAACCGAAAUUUGUAA